UGGGGCUGUCAAAAUCCCGACUCAAGACUUCUUUAAGGCCGGGACACAGCUCCGCGCAUGCUCAUCAUCAGCCAGGGUGGCAAUACACACGUGCUUACGGCCAGCCGCGGCGCCUGCGCCGUAGCGGCCUGGAGUUGGUGCACUCAGGACGUCUCUCGCACCUUGACUCCUGCCCUCCGUGGGAGCCUGUUUGCGCUUAGUGUCCUGUGCAUACGCCUUGCAAGCGACGGCGCCAUGAGUCUGUCUUCCAGCGUACGAGUUGAAUGGAUCGCAGCAGUUACUAUUGCUGCUGGUACAGCUGCGAUUGGUUAUCUAGCUUACAAAAGAUUUUAUGUUAAAGAUCAUCGCAACAAAUCUAUGGUAAACCUUCACAUCCAGAAAGACAACCCCAAGAUAGUACAUGCUUUUGACAUGGAGGAUUUGGGAGAUAAAGCUGUGUACUGCCGUUGUUGGAGGUCCAAAAAGUUCCCAUUCUGUGAUGGAUCUCACACAAAACACAAUGAAGAGACUGGAGACAACGUGGGACCUCUGAUCAUUAAGAAAAAGGAAACUUAAAUGAACAGUUUUGAUGCUGCAAACCAACUAGUCAUGAUGUUACCUGAUUGUUUAAUUGGAAUGGCUACCACUUCUGUCUAUUUCACUUCCCCUGGGUUCUAGAUGUGAUACAUUGCAAAUUGCAGCUUUCAUACUCACAGCAUUUGCCUUACUUGUUGAACCAUCGUGGUACACACUUGUUUAAACAAAAAAAGGAAAAAGUAAAAACGAACCUUAUGGCCCAUGGGUUAUCUUGGUCUUGUAAGGAUCCGUUUCUUUACGUUUAAAAUAAUUAUAUUAGAAUAUAGUUGUAUGUUGAAGUUAAUACAUUAAAUUAUUCUCAGAAUGAUGUAUAUGUAGAUUGUACUUUCAAAGAAAAAUCAUCACCUUUUAAUAUUACUUAGUUAACCUAGAAAGUAAAUUGGGUGUGAUUAAGCUAUAUUAAUCUCUUAAUAUAGGAAAAACCUGUUAUGACCUUGAUUCUCUUCUUGACAAACAGAGGUAAUAAGAAAAUACAGCUUUAUGUUUUAGUUCUUUGGGUUUUGUGAGUCAGAAGGAAAAAUCAGGACAAGAUAUAUACAUAAUACAGGCAUACAAUUGAAAUUGACAAAGGUAAUGAAAAUAUUCCCAUCAUUUCUUUUAGUAUACAUGAAUUCUCAGCAGUAGUAGGUAACACGUUUCUACUUGAUAAAAUUCAGAAUUACCUUGGAAAUCACAGGAAUCAACAAACCAACUAUCAGCAUUCCUAUAUUAUGUAGGAUCACUGAUAUUUUUUUAAUGUACAAUUUUGUGUAUUACAGCACAUAAAGUUUAUACCAAAAUUGUGUAUACUGGUUUUAAGCAGCUUAUAGGACUUACUUAGACCUGUCUUUAAGGCACAUCUUCAAUACAAAAUCUAAAAUACUACAAACUCUGAUUCUACCUAUCAGUUCCUUAAGGUGAUUUUCUUUCCAUGCCUCUUCCUCCUGUUUUAAGUAAGUACCAGUGGGUCUGCAAAAGAAGCACCAUGCUUUUGUCAGACUCUGUGCUGACAGCUCAGAGCCUGGAGACUGCUUUGAAUUCUGUGUCUUCCUCUCUUCCUCUCCCCACCCCCCCAACCUUGUGCUGUCUCUCAAAAGUAAAUAAACAUUAAAUUUUUGGGUUUUUUUAAUUUAUUUUGAGAGCAGGUGAGAGAACAGGAGAGCGGCAGGGAGAGAGAAUCCCAGGCAGGCUCCACACUGUCAACACAGAGCCUGACAAGGAGCUCAAAUCCAUGAACCAUUAGAUCAUGACCUGAGCCAAAAUCAAGAGUCAGAGGCUUAACCGACUGAGCCACCCAGGCACCCCAAGAAUUGUCAUGCUUUUAAAUGUUAAUUGUUUAAAAAGUAAGUCCAUGAACUCGCAGUUUCUGAUACAGGGACAUCCUUUUAAUAGACUAAACGGUUUCCUUAACUUUGAAUUUGAAAUUGCAUUAUCCGUCAUGCACUUUUAUUGCUAGUGGGAGAGAGGGGGAAGAAAUUAGUGCCAAUUCUGAAAACUUUUUCAAAGUGAUAAGACUAUGUGUAUGUUUAUAGUGAAAUGAGAAGUGAUCACCUAAUUGAAAUGCAUAUCUACUGUAGCAUUUUGAUCAUCCAAAAUAUUUAGAUAAAUGUAUUCCCAGGGUCAUGUUAAAAUUUUGGUACAUGCUUUUGAGUUAGAAUUCCUUUAGAACUUUCAUGUUACUUAACCUAAAAAGGUGAAGUGGGUGUGGUUAAAUUAAUGUGAUGUUUUUAUACAAAGUCCUUGUGUGCAAAUACUGUUCUUAUUUAAGCACGCUGAAGCUUCUGAUUGCUUUUUCAUUUGAGAAAUCAGGCAAAUAGGGUUCCCCACACCACCACCAUCUUUUUGUGUCUGUACAUACAUGUUCCAGUGAUUUCCAAAAUAGAAAUUUGUGCGAGGUUGAGAGUUUUUAAUGUUACAAAGAAAUUUGUUUUGCAGUGACUGAAAGUGGCACUCAUCUGUGCAACAGACAUUUAUUAAGCAUCUUCCAUAAACCAUAUAAUUGAGAAUGAACAUUUUGGAGAAUUAAAAGCUUACAGAUAAGAUUAUAGCAUUUGUAACAUAGGUUAUAUAAUUAUGAUAACUUAUGUGUUGGGGUUUUCCUUCACAAAUUGUAGCAGGUACAGUUGUGUAUACCAAGACUUUAUACUACAAAGUACAUGGAUUUAUUUGAUUUUUUUCAUUAGUUAUGAAGGAUUUGGGUUUGGUUUGGUUUGGUUUUAAGAUAAACAUUGAUUUUGGUUCCUAACUGGCAACAUGUUUAGUGCUUGUGUACUGUGAGAGUAUGUUAUCUACUGGUUGUUAGAAGCUAUUCUUCACAAACUGAUUUCAGGCAAAGCCACUCACCUCUCAGCCCCUAAAAUGGUUGAACAAAAUGGCGUUUUAGGCAAUUUGUUUGCAAAUUCUAGGCCAAGCCUAAAUUUUCAGCAUCCACAAAGGAAAAAAGAAAAAGGCUGAUAGGUUAUCAGUUUGAAUUUAAUUUUUAUUAUAAGAUUAUUCCUACUUUUGUGGUAUUGAACUAUCCUUUUAUGAAAUGUUGAUGUAGUAUUAGUUGCUUUAAAUAUCUUUAAUUGGCAAAAUAAAAAGUUGGCAGCCCUAUAUUGGUCCCCACUUUUUUUUUUUUAACUACUCCAUGAAAUCUAAAAGUCUGGGAACCACUAAGCCAAGGUCCUGAGACUUAACUCUUUUAUUAAGGUAUUAAUACAGUUUUAUUCAUUUUGAUACUUUGUAUAUUUGAAUUUUUUUAAUGUUUAUUUUUGAGAGAGUGAGACAGAGCGUGAGUGGGGGAGGGCAGAGAGAGAGGGAGACAGAAUCCGAAACAGGAUCCAGGCUCUGAGUGGUCCACCCAAUGCAGGACUCGAACUCACGAACCAUGAGAUCAUGACCUGAGUCAAAGUCAGACGCUUAACUGACUGAGCCCUUCAGGUACCCCAAUACUUCAUAUAUUUGAAAUUUUUCAUAUAUGAUGAUUAGCACAAUAUUGAAGUUUUCUGCAAAGUUGUUAAUGUAUAAGAAUACAUUUUUAUUUCUGUUCAAAUGUACUAUCAUGGAAUGGAUCCAAACUGAGAGUUAAAACUACCCAUCCUAAUCGUUAAAGGAUUAAAUAAAAUACACAACACAGAGA
Messenger RNA from Lynx canadensis (Canada lynx), 3676 nucleotides. RefSeq names its product CDGSH iron sulfur domain 1 (gene CISD1). Gene Ontology annotation, molecular function: 2 iron, 2 sulfur cluster binding. The record is from RefSeq and is a predicted model, not a curated record. Gene Ontology annotation, cellular component: intracellular membrane-bounded organelle; mitochondrial outer membrane. The transcript has 3 exons. Gene Ontology annotation, biological process: regulation of autophagy. Bases 58 to 555 code for a protein of 165 amino acids. Lineage: Eukaryota; Metazoa; Chordata; Mammalia; Carnivora; Felidae.